GUCUCUCUGUUGUAACCUGCUAAAUUUCUCUGCAGUACACUUCUUUGCUUUGUAUCGGAGGAGGAGGAGGGAAACCAUCAAGAGUACUCUAGAACUUGGAGUGUGAGAAUCUCAAAAGAAACUUCGGUAGCCUCUCCAAUGACAAAAAGGUGCUCAAUGAAUUGUAGAGGUUGUGUGGAUGAGUUUGUAAAGUAAAGAAGAGAAAGAUUUGAGAAGUGAGUAAUCGGUUUUACAAAGCAGCAGAAAAAUUGAAAAGUCAGAAGCUUUGUUGAUGUGCCGCACCACCAAGCCCCCCACAUAGUUGCAGAAACAUUUUGCCUCACACAGAGAAUCCAGAAGAAUAAAGCAAAGAAAUGGAUGUUGUUUCAGUUAUAGUAACCAUAGGAGGAUACUUCGUGGACCCAAUCAAAAAACAUUGUGGCUAUCUGUUUCAGUACAAUAGCAACAUCAAGAAUCUUGAAGAUCGAACUGGGAACCUUAAUGCCAAGAUAGAUGGGGUGCAAUUAAAAAUUGACGCAGCAAAAAGGAACGGACAGGUAAUUUUACCUGUGGUUGAGAGGUGGGUAGAAAAGGCACGCAACAUCCUUGAUGAAGAUGCCGAAGCAAAUAAGAAGGGCUUAGAUGGUUGGUGUCCACGUUAUUCCUUGAGUAGGAAAGCUAAGAAGAAGACUCUGGAAAUUGAUGUACUACUAAACGAUGGACAAUUUAGUGAAGUGUCCUCUCCUCCUCCUUCGCUGGGAGUAGGAUCUUCAUCCAUAGAAGGCAUUAUGGAUUUUGAGUCAAGAACAAAAAUGAGGAGAGAAGUUUUAGAAGCACUAAGAGCUGACGAGGUCAAUAUGAUUGCCAUAUGCGGUAUGGGGGGGAUAGGGAAAACAACAAUGGCAAAAGAGGUAGCGAAAAGAGCAAAAGAUGAUAAGUUAUUUGAUGAAGUUGUGAUGGUGGUGGUGUCCCAGAACCAAGACUUGAGAAAGAUUCAAGUUCAAAUUGCGGAAAUGCUAGGUCUGCAACUCGUUGAAGAGAGUGAACUUGUGAGAGCAGAACGAUUAAAUAAGAGACUAUCAAUGGAUAGCAAGCGUGUUCUUGUAAUAUUGGAUGAUGUGUGGGAUGCACUUGAUUUAGUGGAAGUUGGAAUUCCUUAUGGAGGUGAACACAAUAGAUGCAAAAUCUUGUUGACAUCACGAAGUGAAGAAGCCUGCACUCAGAUGAAAACUCAGAAGAUUUUUCCAAUCAAAGUUUUAUUUGAAGAAGAAGCAUGGAAUCUUUUCAGGAGGAUGGCAGGUAAUUGUAUCGAUACUCCCAAUCUACACCCAAUAGCAAAAGAGGUUGCAGAGGAAUGUGGAGGUCUACCUGUUGCUAUUGUAACUGUUGGAAGAGCUCUAGAAAACAAAAGCGAGUUUGAGUGGAGUGCUGCACUUCAACAGCUUAAAAAUGCUAUCCCAAAAAAUAUUCCCGGUCUUGAUUCAAAGGUGUAUUCCAGCAUAGAGCUUAGUUAUGGUUACUUAAAAAGUGAUGAAGCCAAGUCAUGCUUUUUGUUAUGUUGUUUAUUUCCGGAAGAUUAUGAUAUUCUCAUUGAACUUUUAGUGAGGUAUGGGGUGGGACAAAGGUUGUUUGCAAAGAUUGAUACUGUUGCAGAAGCAAGAAAUAGAGUCCAUGCAAUAGUUAAGAAUCUCAAAAGAUCAUUUCUACUGUUGGAUAGUGAGGUAGGAGAACAAUUUGUGAAAAUGCAUGAUGUUGUACGGGAUGUUGCAAUAUCAAUUGCAGAAAAUCAAGGUUUUCUUGUACGAUGUAAUGAAAAUAUGGAAGAAUGGCCAGAGAAAGAUUCAUGCGAGCGUUCUACUGCAAUUUCACUUGUAACCGUAGAAUUGAAAAGGCAUCCCGAUGGCUUGGAGUGUCCUAAACUUGAGCUUUUGCAGCUAGCAUUUGAGAUUGACACUUUGCAAACGCUCCCACCCAAUCUAUUUAAAGGGAUGAAAGGUUUAAAGGUUUUGUCUCUGUUUGGUAUGUCCUUUCCAUCAUUACCACAAUCAAUCAAUGUCCUUCAAAACCUUCGGACCCUGCAAUUUGGUGCUUGUAAGAUAACAGAUGUGUCAGCAAUUGGAGAACUUAGGAAACUAGAAAUUCUUAGCUUUAUUGAAUCUAAAAUCAAGGAGUUGCCAGGAGAAAUGAGAAAUCUUAGUUGUCUAAAGUUGUUAGAAUUGACAAAUUGCAGUGAUCUUGAGCGAAUUCCACCUGAUCUCCUAUCGAGUUUAUCUCACCUAGAAGAGUUAUACAUGUUUGGAGUAGAUGUGAAGUGGGAACCUAUGGAACAGGAAGAAGGAGCAAACGCAAGCCUUACUGAACUCAUGUCUUUAUCCUAUUUGGUGGCUUUACAAAUUCAAAUACCAAACAUUAAGGUCUUGCCAAAAGACUUGCCCUUCAAAAAUGAAACGAUAAAAUUUCAGAUAUUUGCAAGUGGUAAUGGAGAUGAUGAUUUAAACUAUUUAUUUGAAAAUAGUUUGGGACUUGCAAGCUGUGACCUAAGUGAUAUUGCAGGGAGGCAGAUGCUUCUUCAACUUUUAAAGAGAUCUGAAAUAUUAAGGUUGAAAAAAAUAAAAGAUUUAAAAAACAUUGCGUAUGAGUUAGACAAAGAGGGUUUUCAAUGCUUGAAGGUUCUAGAAGUUGUUGGAAGUGAAGAUGUAGAAUAUGUAAUGGAUGCCACAUCAUAUCUGACUCCACGUGCUGCCUUUCCUAUCCUGGAGUCAUUGGAACUAGAGGGAUUGAUUAAUUUAAAAGAGAUAUAUCAUAGCCAAUUCCCAGAUAGAUCCUCUAGCGGUGCUUGUUUUGGCAGCCUCAAAUCUCUUCGACUAUGGACUCUACCAAGACUUCUUGGCUUUUGUACAGGCGUGGGUCCCGUUGAGCUUGUCCAACCAACCUUGAAUCAAGAGGUUGUAAGGAUCGGCACUGAUGAAGUGACCAAUCUUGAAAAGCACAAGACGACAGACAUUCAACAACAUACUGACCCAUUUCCUGAAUCAACACCCAUUAUCUCUCAUAAACUCUUCUCAUCCAACACCAUCUUGUGGGCACCGAAUUUAGAAAAUCUUGAAUUGGAGGAAGCUGAUUCACUAGAAGUGGUAUUUGAUCUUGAAGGACUGAAGGCCAACAAAGAUCACGAGAGAAUUGCAAUACUUGCUCAGUUGAAAACUUUAAAGGUAAAAAAUUUAUCUGAGUUGAGAUACGUGUGGAAGAAUGUUCCACAAGGAAUUCAAGGCUUUCAAAAACUAACAUCCAUUGAAGUAAGUGAAUGUCAUCGUCUAAGAUAUUUAUUCCCAACUUCUAUUGCAAAACUGCUUGUGGAACUUCCAAGCAUUAAGAUAAGAGAUUGUGACGCAAUCGAAAACAUUGUUCAAAGAGAUGGAGAAGAAGAGGCAACGGAUAUCAUCCUGUUCCCUAGAGUUAGUUCCUUGCAAGUACAAAACCUGCCAAAUAUGAUGAGUUUCUGUAUCAAAGCUUAUUCUUUUGAAUGGUCAUCCAUUAAGGAGAUUCAUUUCAGUCAUUGUCCCAAAUUGAAAACAAUUGGUUCAGAAAUUCAGAGCCCAAAAAAGUCGAAGAAAAUCAAUAGGGAAUUGGAUUCAAGACCCAAUGAGCAAGAACUUGGGUCCUCUGGUUUUGUUUGGCGAUGCCUUGAGUGUGUACCACGUCGCAAAAAUUACGGUCUGAUGGCUAUGUCAAACCAAGGCACUACCAACAAAUCGCAAAGAAGCUACUCUGUGAAGGAAGAUUUACGUACAAAUUCUAGAUUUAUGCACUCAUCCUGGUGGACUAUCGUCACCGACUGUCAUAUAGAUAAUCCAAUCAAUCAAUUGUUUUCCAUAACCUUAAAGCAUUCAACACAAUUAGGGUACUUUGAGUAAGUCAAUGGAUCCAAAAGUUAUUGAUAGCGACAACCCCUCAGAGAUAUGGUCUUUUUUUCCAUCUCAUAUAAUUGAGUGCCUAAAGAAUCUAGAAUCGAUUGAAUUGAUUAAUGUUGCUUCAUUGGAAGUUAUAUUUCAACUUGAGGAACUAAAUGUUGAGGAGGAAACUCACAUGGCACCAGUACUAGAUCAGUUAAGGAAAUUGAAUCUAAGUUUUUUACCAAAAUUGAUGCACAUAUGGAAGAAGGGUCCGGAAAGGAUCUUGGGCUUCGGAAACCUGAGAUUGUUAGAACUAUGUAAAUGUGACAGUCUGACAUA
This is a messenger RNA of Quercus lobata, 4211 nucleotides long. RefSeq names its product probable disease resistance protein At4g27220. Gene Ontology annotation, molecular function: ADP binding; ATP hydrolysis activity. Lineage: Eukaryota; Viridiplantae; Streptophyta; Magnoliopsida; Fagales; Fagaceae. The coding region runs from base 354 to 3893 and encodes 1179 amino acids. The record is from RefSeq and is a predicted model, not a curated record. The transcript is spliced from 7 exons.